Pieris rapae (cabbage white) is the source of this 2390-nucleotide messenger RNA. Its product is annotated as pH-sensitive chloride channel 2-like. Gene Ontology annotation, cellular component: membrane; synapse; neuron projection. Gene Ontology annotation, biological process: signal transduction; chemical synaptic transmission; nervous system process. Lineage: Eukaryota; Metazoa; Arthropoda; Insecta; Lepidoptera; Pieridae. The transcript has 8 exons. Gene Ontology annotation, molecular function: transmembrane signaling receptor activity; neurotransmitter receptor activity; extracellular ligand-gated monoatomic ion channel activity. The record is from RefSeq and is a predicted model, not a curated record. The coding region runs from base 492 to 1991 and encodes 499 amino acids.
UACGACCUCAGGUAUGAGAGUCGCACUUCAUUUAAUUAAGGGCUUUGAUUUUUCUAUAGCACGAUAUGAUGAGAUGAGAUGCGAAAUAAUUUUAUAUAAGAUUGAGGACCUAAGUUAUUUAAAAUCUGUAAAACAAAACCACUGAAUUUUAAAUACUGAAUUAAUAAUUUCGUUGAAUACUCGAUCUAGUUAACAGAUCUAUUGCUUUUUUAUCAUGUAAGAGACAAAAACUGCCCGCCGUAAACAUAUUUGUCGCAUCAUAUGGUUUAUUAUUUUAAAUCUUAUUUACGAAGGCUUUUAAUAUCUUUAUAAGGCGUAGUAGAGAUAAAGUCAUCAUUAUUACUUGUGUACAGUUUUUUCGAAGUUGACUUGUAUGCUUUCGCAUAGAUAAGUUAUCAAAGGUACCAGUCAUCUUAAUUUUUUACAGUAGCGGUUAAUCGAUCGACCUGUGCACACAAUUAGCGACGCGUGCGCAUUCUAGUGUAUUAAAUAUGAGAGUGAUUUUUGUUUUGUGGUCUUUCUUUUUGCUAAUAAAUUAUACAACAGGUCAAAAUACUACGAUCGACCUAGAAUGCCCGUCCCUGGAGUAUGGAGAUACAUACACACAAUCGGAGUUUCUCUCCCGGCUUGCUCACACGUGUCGCUACGACCAUCUCCUACUGCCGACUUAUGAAACCCGCGACGUUGUCUAUGUUCACGCCAGUGCUUAUAUAUACUUCAUUCAACCAGCUGAGGCUCAUGAUUUGAACUUUAAGCUUCACUUCCUUCUUCAAUUGCGAUGGACAGAUCCAAGAUUGGCCUAUUCAGCGUAUUCCCCUGAAAGGGAGAAAAUAAUUGGCGAAGACGAUCUCCGAACUCGCGUUUGGGCACCGCACUUAUACAUUCCUAACGAACAAUCAUCCAGUUUGAUGGGUACUGAUAGUAAGGAUGUCCUUAUAUCGAUAGCGCCGAAUGGAGAAGUACUGUUCAGCCGGCGGAUGCAGGGUGUUCUGUAUUGCUGGAUGAACCUUCAGAAAUUUCCAUUUGAUGUGCAGACGUGUUCUAUGAAUUUAGAGAGCUGGAAAUACAACGCGUCCAUUCUACGCUUGAUGUGGGAGAUAGAUAAUCCCGUUCGGCUAUCUUCAGAGCUGCAUUUGACAGAAUAUUCCCUGCUCGACUAUUGGACCAAUGAGUCGGUUGUUCGAGGAGAAAUAGUUAACAUGAGAGUGGGUGGAGCGGGUAACUACAGUGCUUUGAAAUUUACAUUCAAAUUAAGCCGAGAGGUCGGUUACUACUUAAUGGAUUAUUUCAUCCCUUCAAUGAUGAUUGUCGCCAUGUCAUGGGUCACCUUCUGGUUGCAAGCUGAUGCGUCACCUCCACGAAUCACACUGGGUACCAGUACCAUGUUAUCGUUUAUCACACUGGCAUCAUCUCAAGCGAAAACUCUCCCAAAGGUUUCAUACAUCAAAGCAAGUGAAAUCUGGUUCUUAGGCUGCACUGGUUUCAUUUUCGCAGCCCUUGUUGAAUUCGCAUUCGUCAACACUAUUUUCUACAGGAAGAAUGUUGCUCCUUUGAAGAAAGUGAACAGUAAAUACAUACUAAAAAGUACGUUAACUCCGCGGCUGGCACGUAAAGAACUACAGAAAGAAAUAGCUGAAUCAUCACCACAGCUAAGCAAGUCUCGCUCAUGUUCUUCACUGUCACAGGAUACUAAUAAUGAUCCAGCAGGAAUGGGAUACAACAAUUACCUAACGGUUCAUAGCUUCCCGUCAGCAAUAAACGUUCCAACUAUUACGACAGAGAGCUAUGACGAUGUAAUUAGCAGACAGUCACCAGGGCGACACCUUAACUCCGGUAGUGAAAACUCCGAUGAGCUUCCUCAGCAUCAUACAUGGACUGAGAUGACGCCCAAGGAAAUUGCUGCCUGGAUCGAUAAACGCUGUAGAGUUCUGUUUCCCUUACUAUUCUUAUGUUUUAAUAUACUUUACUGGACGUUUGUCUAUUGUCUUUAAGAUUAACGAUUAGAUCGAUCUCGAUCGUAAACUGUCUAAAAAUUGGUCACGGGUGAGGUUUUUAAACGAGAGACGAAUAGAUUAGACAUAGACAAUAUACUUCAUGAUAACAUAUGCUAAUCCAAUCACAACGUUGCGUUUUGUCGUUUAUUUUUCAGUCUCACUCUGCCCUUUUGAAUGGCAUUUAGAUGUAGGGCCGAUAAGCAACGAAAUUUUAAAAGUGCAUUAAAGUAAUGCAUGAAAUAUUUAUAGUAGGUAAUUCUCAGCAAUUUAGUCACACUUUGAAUAUCAUGGACUUUUAUAAAGUCGUUAUUAAGUUUUGAAUACAAUGCAAAUACAAUUUUAGAAUUCAUUUAUAUUUAAGUACUCCUUUAAUAUUCAUAUUUAUAUAUGCAAAGA